This is a messenger RNA of Dermochelys coriacea (leatherback sea turtle), 5369 nucleotides long. RefSeq names its product C-terminal binding protein 2 (gene CTBP2). The coding region runs from base 931 to 4041 and encodes 1036 amino acids. The record is from RefSeq and is a predicted model, not a curated record. The transcript is spliced from 12 exons. Gene Ontology annotation, molecular function: oxidoreductase activity, acting on the CH-OH group of donors, NAD or NADP as acceptor; transcription corepressor activity; NAD binding. NCBI's taxonomy places the organism in Eukaryota, Metazoa, Chordata, Testudines, Dermochelyidae.
GUGCCCGGCCAAAGGGACGAGCCUUUCUCCGCUCACGCUGGCGCUGCGCUUCCCGGGUUAUUGUCUCCUCCCCAACUCGGCCACUUCCCCUAGUUUCCAACUUCAUUUGUUUCGGGCGGGCGCAGAGAGAGAGAGAGAGGGGGGGGGGGCCGGCUCCCGCCGUGUGGCUCCCCCCUCUGCCCCUUUCUCCGUCCCCUCCUUUCUUCCUCGCUGCGUCUGUUUGCACUUUAGCUGAGCCACUAAUCCCCCCGAGAGCGCCUAUUUGUAGUGAAGAGUCUCUGUAGGGGGCGAGGCCGGCCCAUGUGGGUUUGUGUCAUUGGUUUGCAAAGAGAGACCCCGCCUAUUGCCCCCCCCCCCAAAAAAAAGCAAAAAAAAAAAAAAAAAAAAAGCGAGCGAGCGAGCCCCUACCUUUCCCAGCGACUCCGCACGGAGAGGCGGGGAGGCCAGUGCUGAGCCUUUCCACCCCGGGAGCAGCCGCCGAGGACUUUUGGGGUGUUUGCUUUUUAUUUUAUUUAUUUUUUUUAAAAGAGCCAAGUUGCAAUUCGCAUCCUCCUCGCUCCUGCGAAAGAGUCUUUCCCGCGGCUGCCCCCAUCCCCACUUGGAGCAGCAGCUCGGAGGAGGAGGGGAUUAAGUUUGUGUGUGUGUGUGUGUGUGUGUGUGUGUCAUUUUAAGGUGGAUCUCAGGCAGCAAGAGCCCCGGAGAGAGAGAGAGAGAGAGGGGGGGAGGCGAUCGAUAAAGGGAGAGAUGCAGCGCUGAGAGGAGAAGGCGGCGGCGGCUGCAAGCUGGGGGGGGCUUUGCUCCCUGUGGAUAUUUGCAGCCAAGGCAGAGGGUUUAUAGUGCCGUUAUGCACUCAGACUCCUGUGAAUUUUCCUGAGUUCUUGGAGGACUGCUUUGCUUUUUGAAUCAGACAGUUACAAAAUACAGUAAAGAAUGGCACUUGUGGAUAAACACAAAGUCAAACGACAGCGAUUGGACAGAAUUUGUGAAGAAGUCAAUUGUUUCAUUCCAAUGCCGAUUCCAAGUAAGCAUACAAAUAUCGGCCGUUCUCAGAGCUGGGAUGCUGCAGGAUGGUAUGAAGGCAACUGGGAGAAUGAAAAUGCAUUUGAAUAUCAGAGACCAACAGGGAGGAGAAAUUCGCUGACUUACGGUGGAGAUGGAGGUUGGUAUGAGCAGCCAAACCAUAGACCGCAUGAUAUCAUCUUGCAAGGAGGUGCUGAAUUGAAGCAAGAGCCGUACCCAUAUCAGGAUCCAGUUUUUAACCAGGGUCCCUUACGGAAGGGUUCUGUUCCUGACUUCACUUACUACGACAGACAGGCUGCAAUGUCUGGACGAAGUUCCUUGCCAUCUCAGGAUUAUUACAGUGACCCAUCUUUAGCCGCUAGAUCACCAAAAGAUCCACGCUACUAUAGAGACCACAUGAUUAAUAGAUCAUUACCGAAUUAUGGGAUUCCCAGUAGCAGAUUGGCUUGGGAUCAGGUACAAGGACGGUCACCUGCCCCACACGAAGCCAGCCGUAUGUAUAAGGAUCCCAUGAGUAAAAUGAUCCAAGAGGGACAGAGAAUGCGAAACAGAGAUCCUUCUCCUGCAAGGUAUGGUGUUGAACCGCCCACCCCUAGAUAUGGAACAGAGCCACCAUCUUUUCCUAACAGGCAGGUCUAUAGUGAUACAGCAGAGAGACCUGUAGAGUCUGCAGCUGCUAGACAAACUACUCCAACGUGCUUGGUGGUCGAUCCAAAUUCUGCUACUGUUGUUGAUGGGAGCAUAGGUCCAUCUGCUGUUGCUGUAAAUCGUGGUUAUGGACCCAUCAGGGAAAAUGUCAAUGCAAAGAUUCCUUAUGAUAGUUAUGAAACUGCCAUGACUCCUUGCCAUUCUCAGGUGCCCACAGCUUUCGCAGGACAAGAAAUUAAAAGAAACUUUGAUCCGGAGUUCCUAGCACUUCUGCGUUCAGAAGGCGUGUCUGAAAGUACAUUCAGUGCUUUGCUGCAGCAAGGGUUUGAUUCUCCAAGCCUGCUCGCAAUGAUGGAAGAGAAUGAUAUAAAAUCUGUGGCUCCAAAUCUUGGACAGGCAAGGGUGCUUUCCCGCAUUGCCCAUAACUACAAAACAGAGAUGCAGCUACAAAGGCAUGAUAGGAAGAACAGCCCACUCCGUCCCAGGACCCGAUCUAACAGCUUUAGCCAUCAAAGUGAACUGCUGCAGAAUGCAUAUGGCAUGCACCCUGCCACUGGUCCCGGUGUAGAUGGCACAACUAUGCAGCAAGCACCUCCUCCUUCUCUACAGCCAGUAUCACCAAGAGUAGGAGAAAUAAAUCGUCGCCCAUCCAGUGCCCCCACACAGCACCUUCUGGAAACUGCAACUUACUCUGCAUCUGGGGCAGCUCGUCAAGGUGCUCAUUUUUUAGCUAAUUCUGGCUACAAAACUCCUUUACCAUGCAACAUGCACACUCGUCCAGUGUCUGCCUAUUCCACUCCAACUGGAUUACCAGGGACUACAGUGCAGACUAACCCACAUGCAAGUCCCAAAACAGCAUAUCCAACCACUUACACAGUGCCCAUGGAGCUGCUGAAGAGGGACCGAAAUACAUCAAUGUCCCCAAUGCAUAGCCCACACAGCAGUCCUCAACUUCUCCGAAAGCAAGGAGCCCAAAUGGAUUCCACUCUGGCGCUUGCUGGUCCAAGUUUUCACAUGCAACAUUCUCCUUAUCAGAAACUCACCAGACGCACUGGACCACCAGUUAUUGUCUCAACCAUGGCAUCACCUGAACCAAGUAUUCGCCCACAAAUAAUGAAUGGCCCUAUGCAUCCUCGUCCUUUGGUGGCUUUGUUAGAUGGAAGGGACUGUACAGUGGAGAUGCCAAUUUUGAAAGACUUGGCUACUGUUGCAUUCUGUGAUGCACAAUCAACUCAGGAGAUUCAUGAGAAGGUAUUAAAUGAAGCCGUGGGGGCAAUGAUGUACCACACUAUCACCCUCACCCGAGAAGAUCUAGAGAAGUUCAAGGCCUUAAGGGUCAUCGUUCGAAUAGGCAGUGGCUAUGACAACAUCGAUAUCAAAGCUGCAGGGGAGCUCGGGAUUGCUGUCUGCAAUAUCCCAUCAGCAGCUGUGGAAGAGACUGCAGAUUCCACCAUAUGCCAUGUCCUAAACCUCUACAGGCGGAACACUUGGCUGUAUCAAGCACUGAGGGAAGGGACCCGAGUGCAGAGUGUGGAACAGAUAAGGGAGGUGGCCUCGGGAGCAGCUCGGAUCAGAGGAGAAACUCUUGGCCUCAUUGGAUUUGGUCGCACUGCGCAGGCAGUUGCAGUUCGAGCCAAGGCAUUUGGAUUCAGUGUGAUAUUUUACGACCCAUACCUGCAGGAUGGGAUAGAAAGGUCUCUGGGCGUCCAGCGAGUCUACACACUCCAGGACCUGCUAUAUCAGAGUGACUGUGUAUCUUUGCAUUGUAACCUUAAUGAACAUAAUCACCACCUUAUCAAUGACUUUACGAUUAAACAGAUGAGGCAGGGAGCAUUCCUAGUAAACACAGCACGUGGCGGGCUUGUGGACGAGAAAGCCUUAACUCAAGCCCUGAAGGAAGGAAGGAUACGAGGAGCAGCACUUGAUGUGCAUGAAUCAGAGCCAUUUAGUUUUGCUCAAGGCCCAUUGAAAGAUGCUCCUAAUUUAAUUUGUACUCCGCACACUGCUUGGUACAGUGAGCAGGCAUCCCUAGAGAUGAGAGAGGCUGCUGCUACUGAAAUACGUCGCGCAAUCACAGGUCGCAUCCCAGAAAGCCUAAGAAACUGCGUGAACAAGGAAUUCUUUGUCACAUCAGCCCCAUGGUCAGUAAUAGAUCAGCAAGCACUUCAUCCAGAGCUCAAUGGUGCCACAUACAGGAUGAAACCAACUACUUCCCUUCUCACCUUCACCUCUGAGUUCCAUAUAUCCACCUGGCAUGGUCAGUGUCGCACCUGGAGGGAUUCCGGCAGCAAUGGAGGGCAUCAUACCUGGAGGCAUUCCCGUUACCCACAAUCUUCCAACAGUGGCACACCCUUCCCAAGCUCCAUCUCCUAACCAGCCUACAAAACAUGGUGACAACAGGGAGCACCCUAAUGAGCAAUAGCAGCUAAUUCAAAAAUAAUUCAAUAAACUUGGGACCAAGAGACAUUGGAAAAAAGUUAUACAGAACUAAAAAAGGAAUUUGAUACAAUAUUUGUAAUGUUGAUUUUGGACAGAUGCAUCAUUGAUGUUCCAGUAUUAAACCUACAAUGCGAUAGAAGUCAAGAUUGGGGAGAAACCCUGAAGAAGUCACCUGCUUUACUGAAGUGCUGACAACUAGGAUGAUACACAUUAAUGAUCAGCUUUGGUUACUGUGUGUUAAGUUUCCUUCAUCUGUGCAUCAAUCACAAGAAUAAAAUAGAUUUCCCCUUCUCAGCCCUUGGGAAUAGCAGGGCCUAUUCACCUGUAUUUACAGCAAUGUCUCAAGCAAACGGUAAGAAAUUUAAGAGGAAACCAUCAUGUGGCUUCAGCCCUUUCUUUAUUCACUUGUCUGGUUACCUCUUUUUACAGGAGGAGAAAAUACUGGCCUAGAGAUGAGAAGAAAAAAAGUCUUGUUGCAGUCCUAGCUGGCCAGUAAUAUACAUUGAAAGUUCUCUUUAUAAAGUUUAAUUAUAGCCAUUCAGGCCAGGAAAGUUAGGAUGGGGAAAAAAGUUGUCAGAGUUAAAUAGCUCCCCUCCUAUAACAUGAAAAACAGGUUUCUCUCAUCUGACUGACACACUGAAUAAAGUAGCUGUAAAUUCAGUUAUGCCCCCUCAGUGAUGCAAAAAAAAAAAAAAGUAUUGAGUUUCACACACUAUUUGUACUCAAAUAUAUUUUCUCAGUUUUAAAUCUGCAGCUAUUUUAUUGAGUGCAAAUGUCUUGAGCUGGAAAGGGUUCAAGAAGAAUAAUGUUGCAUUUCCUUAUGUCUCAGGAAACACUUUUUAUGGUAACUUGUCAGACUGUCUAUGAACAAAACCCACUUUUUUAGACAUUGAUAAGAGUCUUCUUUUCUUCACGUGAUAUUUUAUACAAGGACACUUCAAAAAUGUGUUAUUAGAUGUGACUGAUUUUAACAAAUCCUAUUAGAUUUGUAUCAACUAGUUACAUGUUAUAUUCAUAGUCUUUUGUGAAUCAUCGCUUUUUUGUUUAAAAAGAUGGCCUGUUUUGAGCCUUUGUAUGGGGGGAGGGGGGUAACAUUCCUGUUUCUGUGACAAAAAAAAAAUCUUAAACUGUCCCAAACAAAGAACAAUGGCUAUCAGAAGAAUGUUUUGUUUUAGUGUUACCGUUAUUGUAUUUGUUUAUUGUGAAGGUGGACAUUUAGCGUUCAGUGCAGUUUUCAAUAAAAAGUGAUAAAAUUUCUAUAA